Messenger RNA from Sphaerodactylus townsendi, 2358 nucleotides. Its product is annotated as adhesion G protein-coupled receptor B1-like. Gene Ontology annotation, biological process: cell surface receptor signaling pathway; negative regulation of angiogenesis; engulfment of apoptotic cell. Gene Ontology annotation, cellular component: dendrite; membrane; postsynaptic density. The record is from RefSeq and is a predicted model, not a curated record. Gene Ontology annotation, molecular function: G protein-coupled receptor activity. NCBI's taxonomy places the organism in Eukaryota, Metazoa, Chordata, Lepidosauria, Squamata, Sphaerodactylidae.
GCUCCCUCCACAGACCCUCCUCCUCCUCCUCCUCCUCCUCCUCCUCCUCUCAGCUGGGAGCCUGGUCCUGGCGUGGCUGCCGAACAGUCCCGGUCGAUCCCUUCCGAACUAAAUGCCUCUGUGACAGAAUCUCCACCUUCGCCAUCUUAGCCCAGCUGAGCGCCGAAAUGAACGCCGAAAAAGUUCUCCUCCCGUCGGUCACGUUAAUUGUCGGCUGUGGAGUAUCUUCCCUGACUCUCUUGCUCUUGAUAAUCAUUUACAUCUCAGUCUGGAGAUACAUCCGUUCCGAACGGUCCGUCAUCCUAAUCAACUUCUGCCUGUCCAUCAUCUCUUCCAACGCUCUCAUCCUGAUUGGGCAAACCCAGACCCGGAAUAAGGUGAUCUGUACCUUAGUGGCGGCGUUCCUGCAUUUUUUCUUCCUCUCCUCCUUCUGUUGGGUGCUGACAGAAGCCUGGCAGUCCUACAUGGCCGUGACCGGCCGGCUACGCAACCGCAUCAUCCGCAAACGAUUCCUCUGUCUUGGAUGGGGCCUGCCAGCAUUGGUCGUCGCCAUUUCUGUGGGAUUCACAAAAGCCAAGGGGUACGGCACUGUGAAUUACUGCUGGCUGUCUCUGGAAGGUCGUCUCCUUUAUGCCUUCGUGGGACCGGCGGCCGCUGUUGUUUUGGUGAACAUGGUUAUUGGUAUUCUGGUGUUUAACAAACUUGUAUCCAAAGAUGGAAUAACAGAUAAGAAACUGAAGGAACGGGCAGGGUAUGCCUUAAGACGGAAAUCCCGGUAUGCAGAGCUAGAUUUUGAGGUGAGCACGCACACGAGAAAACGUCACCUAGACAUAUGUUCCGCGGACUUCUUGAAUCGGAAAUUGCAGCAUGCAGAGAAAGAGAAGGAGUCUCCGACGGCGGACAGCAAGCAAGAGAAGCAGCCGACUCCCAACAAGAGACCCUGGGAAGGAAUCCGAAAGGUCCACUCGCCCCCGGCGUGGGUUAAAAAGGACGCGGAGCCCGUGGCCCAGUCUCCCUUGGAACUCAAAACUGUAGAAUGGGAAAAAACAGGAGCGACGAUUCCUCUGGUGGGGCAGGACAUUAUUGACCUCCAGACGGAGGUCUGAAGAGGAAAAGAGACAAGAGACUCUUAGGGCGUCUUUUCCUCUCCCCCACUGGAAAACAAAACAGAAUACGAAGCAGAUAAGAUUUUUUCAAGAAAAACAAAACAAAUGGCACUGAGACGGAGAGAGCAAAACCUGACGGUUUCUUUUUGAAGCCUCGCUGUCCAAACAGAAGAUAGUACGGAGUAUUCUUGGUCUUGUUCUCUGCAGACAGAGUUUGGAGCAGUAUUCCUUUGUAGAACGUAGUAACAGUAGGUGCACAACGAAAUACCGUCUUUCCCAGGUAAGGAAAAAGGAUUGGAGGGAAAGGGAGCAGUUUGGGGGGCGGGGACUGAGAAGCAAAUGGGGAAAGGGGAGGAGUCUAGAUUUUUUUUUAAAAAAAAAGAUGACACUUUUAGUGGCAGAGGGUCAUUUCCAAGAAGGUAAGGGUGGUUGAACGGUGGCAACGGAUGUCGGCGAAGUAGCACUUGGGACGGGUGAGUCAUCAGGAAAAUAUGCCCAGCAGUGGAUGGCCAACGAUUCCACUGGAUCGCCUUCGACCAGCUGAUUCUUCUCUAGGUGGUGGAAGGGAGAAAAAUGGGCCCAUCUCCCUUCCACUCCCUCAACACCACCCAGAAGAAACCGGAAUUCGAGCUCUUCGGCUUCAGAAUUCUCCUCUGCAUCAAGCUGGCCUUCCCCAGCUGCCCUCCAAUGAGCCAGCCCCAAGGACUCCACGUUGGGGCAACCGCGUGGGAUGGGAGAGGGUGUCUCCAUGGUGAAUUCCUCAACAUGUUCUUCUUCCAUAUUGGAUUUUCUCAACUCUUCAACGAAAAAAAAAAGUGUGAUGUACGAUCAAGCGAGAGAGAUCCUCUUAAGACAAUUCCGAUCCGCUCAACCUGUCUCCAGACAAAACAGCCUUGACUGGGGCGGGGAGGGUUUUAAAAAUAAACAAAAACAAGAAAGAAUGUAGGUCAUCACAUUGACUGUUAGUAGAUCAUAGACAAGCUCAUGGCGGGCCUUUGUUCCAAGGGUCACAUGGCCACAUUUUUUUUGUUUCUUUGUUUUCAAAGACUCGAUAACAACACCCUUCCCUCUUCACGCUUUUCCCAAAGCGGACAAGCCCCGGUCAACAGAGAAGUUGAGACUAUGGAGAACAUUGCCUUAGGACUUCGAGAUAAACUGAAAAAAAAACAUUGAGUAACAUCCACUUGGGAAAAAAAUCUAUUUUUUUCUUCUUUUUUUCUUUUCUUCAAUAAAAAGACAACUUGAAACCCUA